Molecule: messenger RNA, 735 nt
Organism: Acanthosepion pharaonis
Lineage: Eukaryota; Metazoa; Mollusca; Cephalopoda; Sepiida; Sepiidae
Source: the annotation of a GenBank genome assembly
AUGAAAGUUAAAAAAAAAAUAACCUCAUCAAUAAAAUCUAUUAUUUUUCAAUCUCAAAAUGUCCAGAUCUAUCUAUCUAUCUAUCUAUCUAUCUAUCUAUCUAUCUAUCUAUCUCGUUCUGUUCCUUCCUAUCUAACUAUCUAUCUCUCUAGCUAUCAACACUCAGAGGCGACAGGCCAAAGGCAAUCAUCUAUCUAUCUAUCUAUCUAUCUAUCUAUCUGUUGCAUUCUGUUCAUAUAUAUCUAUCUAAUCAUUAUUUAUCUAUGUAUCUCUACUUAUCAUGUUUGUAUCUAUCUGAUUAAGUCCAUCUCUCUCUCACACUCUGUCCAUCUAUCUAUCUAUCUAUCUAUCUAUCUAUCUAUCUAUCUAUCUAUGCAUAUAUAUAUAUAUAUAUGUUGUUUGGACCACCCACUGAGCCUGUCUCUGACUGGAAAAUAUACAACUAAGUUUAAAUCAAACACCCUCACGUGUCGUAAAUUCUUAUCGUCGAUCGCAUCUAAUCGGGAUUUUAAUCGCUUUUCGGUUUAUUGGCAAAUUCUUUUCACCCUUCGCUUACAAAACAAGAUGUCAAGUCUAUUCUUGUCAACGAUAUUUCAUUCGACCAUUAUUCAUACCUACUUUUUUCUUCGCUGCCUUCGACCCGAGAAAGCCCUAUCUAACAGAGAAUCGAGGUUUUCUUUUUCUACUGCAGGAAGCCGAGCGUACCUUGUCCGUGUGACGUCUCACCACGCCUAA